GGGGUGUGUUAAUUAGGUCCGCCGUCACGGCGGCGGCGACGACGCUUACGAAACGAAGGGGCUGUGAGUGAUUGGCAUUGCCCCGUAGCCUAUGAGGCGGCACAACCGAGAUAGGCGCGAGCAAGGAUUGGGCCGUGGCCGGGAAAUGCCACCAACGUGAUGCGGAGGGCGGGACGCAGGACGGUGCUGGCUCCAAGCUAAUACUCGAUCUUGGGCCUUGGCAAGAGCGGAGGCGGCGCCUGCACGGAGGCAGUGCACUAUUUCUCUGGAUUCACAUGUAACGAGGACAGCGGUGAACAAGAACCAUGGCAUCUGAAUUGGAGAACUUAAAUCCAAGUGCCAGAAUAAUGACAUUCCACCCGACUGCAGAUGAGUUCAAAAACUUCAGCCGUUACAUUGCAUACAUAGAGUCCCAGGGAGCUCAUAGAGCUGGACUGGCAAAGGUUGUUCCUCCCAAGGAAUGGAAGCCACGUAUGUGCUACGAUGAUAUUGAUGAGUUGGUGAUCCCUGCUCCCAUUCAGCAAGUGGUUACUGGCCAGUCAGGCCUUUUCACACAGUAUAACAUUCAGAAGAAAGCUAUGUCUGUCCGAGAGUUCAGGAGGAUAGCAAAUAGCGACAAGUACUGCACACCUCGUUAUACUGAUUUUGAAGACCUUGAACGCAAGUACUGGAAGAACCUCACGUUCAAUGCGCCAAUUUAUGGUGCAGAUGUAAAUGGCACACUCUAUGAUAAGCAUAUAGAUGAGUGGAAUAUUGGCCAUCUGAAUACAAUUCUGGAUAUAGUGGAAAAUGAAAGUGGUAUUACUAUUGAAGGAGUAAAUACACCUUAUCUCUACUUUGGGAUGUGGAAAACUUCCUUUGCCUGGCACACGGAGGACAUGGACCUCUACAGUAUCAACUACCUGCACUUUGGGGAACCUAAGUCAUGGUACUCCAUACCUCCAGAGCAUGGAAAGCGGCUGGAGCGGCUGGCUAAAGGGUUCUUUCCUGGAAGUGCUCAGAGCUGUGAAGCUUUCCUGCGUCACAAGAUGACCCUGAUCUCUCCAUCAAUACUGAAGAAAUACGGUAUCCCGUUUGACAAGGUAACCCAAGAAGCAGGUGAAUUCAUGAUCACAUUUCCUUAUGGAUAUCAUGCUGGCUUUAAUCAUGGCUUCAACUGUGCUGAAUCAACUAAUUUUGCCACUCUCAGGUGGAUCGAGUAUGGAAAACAAUCUGUUCUAUGCUCAUGCCGAAAGGACAUGGUCAAAAUUUCCAUGGAUGUCUUCGUGAGGAAGUACCAGCCCGAUCGCUACAAACUCUGGAAAGCAGGGAAAGAUGUGACAGUCAUUGACCACACGCUUCCAACACCAGAGGCAGCUGAGUUCUUCAAUGGAGAACUCCUCCAGAAAGUUAAGAGUGGAAAGCAAUGCCCUGAGGAAAGUGAGCAAGAGGAAGAAUGCAAAGCAGAAGGAGAUAUGGAGGGGGAGGAAGAGAAGAAGAGCGUGCUCAAGCACCGCAUUGGAACCAAGCGUCACCGGGUCUGCUUAGAGGUGCCCCAAGAGCUGAGCCAAAGUGAGGCCUUCCCCAAGGAGGAGCUGAGUCCUGUGCAGUUUGAGAUGGAAGUGGCAGAACCUUCUGUUGGACCUGCUAGAGAGCCUGUGCAGGAAGGGGACCAAGGGCUUACACCCCCAGAAUAUGCAGAUUCCUCCGAAGUAAAAUUUGAAGAACUGAAAAAUGUUAAACUAGAUGAGGAAGAAGAAGAGCCAGAAGCUGCCGUUUUGGAUCUCUCCAUUCCACAUUCUAUGACUUCAGCUUUGGGCCAGUCUGCUAUGAAGCAGAGUUCAGUCUCCAGCCUUCAGUCUGGCCCUUCGUUGUGUUCAGGCUCUUCAGAUUCGGAACCUACUGACCUCCCCAGGCAGAUGUUUGAGCAAGCUGAGGUGCUCACUGUACACAGUUAUGCUAAAGAAGAAGCAAAUGGCAUGGAUGAGGAGCGGCCCUCUGGGAAGAAAGCCAGUGCUACAGCCAGCAUGAAUGAACAGGAGCUUGCAAAAAUGGCAAAGGAAUACAUAAGAUCAGUGAAAGAUCGUAAGAAGUCCAAGGGGCGCCGCCAGCCUUUGAGCAAACUUCCACGUCAUCACCCACUAUUGGUUAAAGAUGGCCUCAGUGAUGAUGAGAUGUCGGAACAAAUGACACCAGAAGAAGAAACUGAGGAGACAGAACCUUGGGCAAAGCCCCUCAGCCAACUGUGGCAGAAUCGCCCUCCAAACUUUGAAGCAGAAAAGGAAUAUAAUGCAGCCAUGGCUCAGCAGGCCCCCUACUGUGCAGUCUGCAUGCUCUUCCAAACUUACCAGGCAGACUGUGGAGGCCAGAGCUCUCCAGCAGUUGUAGGAGCUACUGAUGGAAAAAUAAGAACUAAACCCCUGAUUCCUGAAAUGUGCUUUACUACCACUGGCUGUAGCACAGAUGUCAGCCUCUCUACCCCUUACUUGGAGGAAGAUGGCACCAGUCUUCUGAUUACCUGCAAGCGUUGCCAAGUCCGUGUACAUGCCAGCUGCUAUGGAGUAGCCCCUGAGAAGGCAACUGAGGACUGGAAGUGCUCCAGAUGCAAAGCUAAUGCUCUAGAGGAGAAUUGCUGUUUGUGCUCACUUCGAGGAGGUGCACUUCAAAAAGCCAAUGAUAACAAGUGGGUCCAUGUGAUGUGUGCUGUGGCGGUUCUGGAGGCCAAGUUUGUGAACAUUGCAGAGCGCAGUCCAGUGGAUGUCAGCAAAAUACCGCUGCAGCGCUUCCGACUGAAAUGUGUAUUUUGUAAGAAGCGACGGAAGAGAAUUGCUGGCUGUUGUGUGCAGUGCUCUCAUGGUCGCUGCCCUACAUCCUUCCAUGUCAGUUGUGCUCAGGCAGCUGGAGUCAUGAUGCAACCAGAUGACUGGCCUUUUGUGGUCUUUAUUACUUGCUUCAGGCAUAAGAUCCCUUCCCAGGCAGAGCGAGCCAAGGCUGCCCUACAGGAUCUUGCCGUGGGGCAAGCAGUGAUCAGCAAGCACAAAAAUGGGCGUUUCUACCAGUGUGAAGUAAUCAAUCUGAGCAAGGAAACGUUUUAUGAGGUCAAUUUUGAUGACGGCUCCUUCAGUGAUAACCUAUAUCCAGAAGACAUUGUGAGUCGAGAUUGCCUCCAGCUGGGGCCCCCAGCCGGAGGGGAAGUUGUCCAAGUGAGAUGGACAGAUGGUCAGGUCUAUGGAGCCACAUUUGUGGCUUCGCAUGUCAUCCAGAUGUACCAGGUGGAGUUUGAAGAUGGAUCCCAGCUGAUGGCAAAGAGGGAUGAUGUGUACACACUUAAUGAAGAGCUUCCCAAGAGGGUCAAGUCGAGGCUGUCCUUUGCCUCUGACAUGCGCUUCACAGAAAUCUUCACAGAGAAGGAGGUCAAACAAGAGAGAAAAAGACAGAGGGUUAUCAACUCGCGCUACCGUGAGGAUUACAUUGAGCCUGCACUGUACCGGGCUAUUAUGGAGUAACAAUUGGCAGCAGGAUUGCAGUGCCCACCUCCAGGUGGGACCCAGCAGAGGCCAAACAGACUCUCUUCACAUCCAGGUUUUUUAAAAAAUGAAACAAAUGUACUCAAUUCUGCAGCAGCUGGAACGUGGUGGUCAAAUAAUGAAACAGACGCAGUUGUACUGUCCUGACUGUGACAGACUCCACAUCUAGAGUUCGGGAGCAUUCCUCUGACUGCAAACCAUUUGUCUACAAGAGGCAAAUUUUGAUACCACCCCAGGGAGCAACUAAGCAGUUGCAGUGCUACGGAUGAGCCCCUUUCUUCUCCUGCAUUACAUGUCUAAUUCUGGGAGCCUUUCCCAGUUCACCACAUCUGCACAAAGCUGGCGAUGUUACUGGUGCUUGACAAUGAAUCCCUUUUUAUAUUUAUAACCCUGUUUUUGUCAUAAGCACGUAUUUUUGUUUUGUUUUCAGCGUCACCUCUCUGAGGCAGAGCCGAGUGAGCUGAAGAGGAAAGAGUGAAACUGAUUAGCUUCCUUUAGUCCCAACUUCUCAAAACUUUGAUUAAAUUUUUGCCCCUAUUUUAUAUUCAAAGACUUAUUUACUCACGCGUUUUAAUGGUAAUAAUAUGUGCCUAUGUAAUAGGAAACUGUUUGGAGCCAUUUAGCACCGUGCAUUCCUCAGGCAAGAAAAUCCUGGGAAAUACCCCUUCAUUAAGGCAAUAAGGACUGCAGGGAUCCGAAAGCCCUGUUCCUCCUGGGAAGUCAAUAAUUCGGGCCCAAGAGUGCAGCAAUUAUGCCUUGGGAAAUGGUCAUGGUUAGUCUCUCUGGGAAUAGCUCCUGCUUGUGGGAUGUGGGAAUUAGAGUAUUGACGAAGUGACUUGUUAAAGGUCAGCAUUACUGAUUAUUUCCGUUUGAGAGUUCUGUGCUGUUUUUGCCCCAAAACAUGCAAAUAAAAGUCGCAGCUGGACAUUUGUGAACUUAGGCCUGUCCUGUUGGGCAGGGGGAAAUUAGGAGGUAUGACUUCAGAAGGGUGAGAGUUGCCUCACUGCUGUACAAGGAGGCAACAUCUGCUUGAAAGUGUUUCAGAAAAAGUGGGGAACUAUUUUUCCCUCUCUAGUUAUACAUGUCUCCUUAUAGUUGACAGCCAUACCAUUCUGAACUUGCCCAUCUCAUCUGAUUUUGGAAGAUAAAUGUACCCUUGUGUUAGCUGUUUGCUGUAGCAAAGGGUGUGAUGUCCCUAUCCUGUUAAACUAUUUCUUUUGCUGCACAAGGAUGCUAUAUAGAAGACUUUUAAGGGAGGGGUGCCUUGUCACAUAGCAGAUCAUUUUUAGGCUAGGUCUAGAGUUUUUAGAUUAGCCAUGCAGUAUAAAUUGCAAACUUGUCUAGCAACUGGUUAAUUCAAAUUUGACCAGGUUGCUCUUUGGCCCAGACACACACAGUCUUAAGGCCUCUUUUAGGCUUUUUCUCUUCAUUUUAUUAGUUGAAAUUCUGGGUGCAUCCUGUGACAGUCCAGAACAGGAGGAGGAGAGAUGUAAAUCUGAGUAACCAGUAUUAACUUAUUCUAUGUAUUUGUGUAGAAUAUAAGCUGGCCAGUCUCCCUAAGAGUGGGACAUCUUCAGAAGCUGUGUAUGUGGUAUCUCUUAUUGAAUAGUGUCUGCAACUAAACACCCACAAACAGCAGACCUGAAGGUCAGAAUGGCAAUUGCAAGUGAAGUUGGGAGAGCACUCAGCUCUUUGAUCUUGUAGUUGCCCUGUGAAGGGUGGCACCUCUGCAAAUUUGUGAAUCUGCCUUCAAAAUGACACUUCGAACUUGCUUGAAUGUCUUUUGCUCCACACCACAUUCUCCUUUCCUGCCUUUGUCAAGGUAGAUGGGUUUUUUCUUUCUUUCUUUUUUUUUAAAAAGUGCUUUGGUGUUAGGCAAAAGCCACUUUGGGUAAUAUACUCCUUCAGUCAGUAUUUUUCUGAUUCCCUCAGUAUGUUCAUAUUGAUAAUCAGAGAUGCCACACUCUGUUGCUUUCUCAUUCCUGACCUGGAGGCUAUUGCUGUCACAACUGGCAUUUCUGGCAUUCUGACUCAGGAAGAAUUGUGCUUGCUUGGACUUUUCGUGCAGCUGUGUAACUUGAUAUAUAUGGAAAUUUUUGUAUUGGCCUAUUCUGAGUGUGGCUCACUUACUGUGAUGCUUCAACCCCAGCUAUGGGCUUUUCUGUAUCAGUCUCAAAAUGGAAACCUUAGAAAUUACCACAUUGGGGACUUCUCUCCAUGCUUCUGUCCACAAACAUCUCCUAAUCAAAUCUAGGAGGUGUUAAGUCACCAGAUUAAACCUUUCUUAAACUAUAGCUGCUGGUUAGGGCCUUUCUGAAAAUUUUAUUAAUCAUGUCAGGGUUGCCUACAUCAGUGUGUCUCUGGAAAUGGCUACAGAAUAAAUGUAAAGUUAAGAAUUUAAAUGGAGUGCAGACAAUUUGUAAAGCUGCAUGCAUAGUGACUGAACCAACACACUUUGUGAGAGUUCUAAAUUUAUUCUGUAAAGUCUAAGGAUAUUAUCCAGAAUUACUCAAAACCAUUCUCUCCCCCACCGUAUGCUGUUCUUUCAUGUGGGGGUGUUUUUAUUCAGGUCUAUGAACUACAUUUAGUCUCGAGUCAGGCUUGGAAAUCAGUGUAAUAGUAAAGCAAAUAUACUGUCCUCCAAAGUGCUGACUGUUGAUUUAUUUAGUAUCUGUUGAUGCAAUAACUGACAAAUUCCCACCCUUCUUAUUGAUGUUUUAAUCAGCUUUUGAGGAGUUAAACUCCAAUUUCUUAGCUUCUCCCCCAUUUUGAAUACAGCUUUCUAUAGUAGGAUGAAGUGGGCUCAGCAUGGAGCAGAGCAGACUGAACUAUGUGAUAUGGAGUGAUCUGCUUAUGACUCUCCUCCUCCAUGUGGACUCUUAAUCAUUUCUGACCUGUCUACAGUUAUACUGAUUUUUGGAAUGCCGGUGUGGGAUGGAUACAAGAUAGGCAGCUUUAUGUAUUGUUUUCAACCUGAUCUAGUAAUAUAAUUUCAGUCUAGACUCAAAUGAUUAAAUCUGAAAGACUUCAA
Hemicordylus capensis (graceful crag lizard) is the source of this 6537-nucleotide messenger RNA. RefSeq names its product lysine demethylase 4A (gene KDM4A). Gene Ontology annotation, molecular function: histone H3K9 demethylase activity; histone H3K36 demethylase activity. NCBI's taxonomy places the organism in Eukaryota, Metazoa, Chordata, Lepidosauria, Squamata, Cordylidae. The coding region runs from base 306 to 3485 and encodes 1059 amino acids. The record is from RefSeq and is a predicted model, not a curated record. The transcript is spliced from 22 exons. Gene Ontology annotation, biological process: chromatin remodeling. Gene Ontology annotation, cellular component: nucleus.